CGACGGGCGUCUACAUGGAGAGUUUAGCUCAGCUCUCGAGAUUGGUCGUCGGUGUAAAUUAUGUCAAUAGAUUGUGAUUAAAUGGCAAAAACUGAGGAGGGCAAUGGACUGGAUUUGCGGGGCAGCUCGGAGAAGCUGACCGAUAAUGUGACGGGCCUGGAGGUAAACGGCGGUGUUACCCCCGAGGACACACCGGUGGACAGGUACGGAUUCACCGGUGGAGCUCAGCAGAUCUCCGGAGACUGUGCUGAAGUCAUCCCCAUCGAGGUGCUGAGGCAGCGGGAGGUGAAAUGGCUGGAGAUGCUCAACAGCUGGGACAAGUGGAUGGCCAAAAAACACAAGAAGGUGAAGGAGCGCUGUCAGAAGGGAAUCCCCCCAUCCCUGCGAGGCCGCACCUGGCUCUACCUUACUGGGGGCAAAGUGAAAAGGGAGCAAAACCAGGGCAAGUUUGAGGAACUGGACAGCCAGCCAGGAGAUCCCAAAUGGGUAGAUAUUAUUGAGAGGGACCUCCAUCGACAGUUCCCCUUCCACGAAAUGUUUGCGGCGAGAGGGGGUCAUGGGCAGCAGGACUUGUUCCGCGUGCUGAAGGCCUACAGUCUGUAUCGUCCUGAGGAGGGAUACUGUCAGGCUCAGGCUCCUGUCGCAGCUGUACUGCUCAUGCACAUGCCAGCUGAGGAUGCGUUUUGGGUUCUUGUCCAAAUUUGUGAGAAAUAUCUUCCAGGAUACUACAGCACAGGGCUGGAGGCGAUCCAGCUGGAUGGGGAGAUCCUGUAUGCUCUGCUGCGGCGGGUGUCUCCCGUGGCCCACCGUCACCUGAAGAAGCACAAGCUGGAGCCCAUCCUGUACAUGACCGAGUGGUUCAUGUGCGCUUUCUCUCGGACGCUGCCGUGGGCCUCAGUGCUGCGAGUCUGGGACAUGUUCCUUUGUGAGGGAGUGAAGAUCCUCUUCCGAGUGGGCCUAGUUCUCCUGAAAUGUAUGCUGGGAUCCCAAGAGAAACUGAAGGCCUGUCAGGGUCUCUAUGAAACGAUGGAGCGUCUCCGAGCUAUACAGCCACAGUACAUGCAAGAAACCUUCCUAGUGAAUGAGAUUAUAGAGUUGCCCGUGUCUGAGAAAGACAUCGAGAAGGAACACAAUGCUCAACUGCGGCGCUGGAAAGAGUCUCGUGGAGAUCUGCAUUGUAAAUCCCCUCCCAGGAUGCAUGGUGCCAAGGCCAUCAUGACUGCAGAGCCGCCCAGCCGACAGGACCUGAGACAGAGGCCCACCAUCAUCGUGGAGUCUCCCCUGGCAACCAAGACAGACCAGGAGACAGCGGAGGAUGCCAAGGACAGUAGAAAGACUAAAGAGGAAAAUCAGAAGAAAACUAUCCUGCCACCAGAAGAGACUGUUAAUCCUUACCCUCCUCCCAGUGAUCCUUCACCUCUCCAUCAACACAUGACUCUAAAAGAGUCCAAAGAGAGUCUGAGCAGUGCAGAACACGACACCUACCUGUAGGGUGAGUGUCACCAGUUUACACACAUGCAUCAUUCCAGCCUUUUUCUGACUUAUCAGUUACAGUAAUCACAAGUGUCAGUCACAGUCGUCAGUGACAUGACGAACCUUUAAGUCUGACGCAGU
Molecule: messenger RNA, 1614 nt
Organism: Scomber japonicus (chub mackerel)
Lineage: Eukaryota; Metazoa; Chordata; Actinopteri; Scombriformes; Scombridae
Gene: tbc1d10ab
Product: TBC1 domain family, member 10Ab
Exons: 9
Coding region: 82-1491 (469 amino acids)
Source: RefSeq, a predicted model, not a curated record